AUGGGUUGGCCACCAUCCCCUUGGCAUUUGCUCUCGCUAUUAGGUUUCUUGCUUGUGGUGGGGCUCCCAGCGUGUGUUUCUCAGCUGCCGUCCAUCCUUCCAGAUCCCCUGGGAGCGCUCCCAGUGGCCACGUGUCAGGCCAACAGCAAUGCAACCGCUGCAUUACAACCCAUAAGAACUCCUGUCCAACUAGGCGUGGACAACGCGGUCACCCUCGAUGUUUCCAACGUUCCCAAUGUAGGUUAUGUGUUCCUGGCAACCAACGUCACGGUCAGUCCACUCCAGUCUUCUCCAAACAAGACCCGAGGCAGCAUCUUCAUUCCGGAAGAGGGGGUCGAUCCGGUUGCUUACGCGCCCUACGCGCGAGCGCUCGCGCUUCAAGGCUACUUUGCAAUCAUUCUGAACGACAGGACUGUCGAUGCAGUCGUCGCUGCCAUGGAGUUGCGUUCCGACGUGGAAUACUGGGUCCUUGGAGGCCACGGGAAAGGGGGCACUUUGGCAGCCAGACUGGCAAGUCUCUGGGUGCCCAAAGUCAAGGGCCUGGUCCUUUUCGCUGCCGCGCUGCCAGGCAAGUCUUUCCGCGAUGCCUCGUCCCUUGAUCUGUCCGCCGUCAACAUCUUCGUCACCCACGCGUACGGGUCCGCCGAUGUCAUCGUUCCGCCGGAAUCCGUCCGCUCGGACGCCGCCCGGCUGCCGCCGGACGCCUGGCUGGUGCCCUUCAACCUGGGCCACUACGAUUUCGCGUACGGACAGUGCGGCAGAAACGCACUGAAUGGAACGGAAGGCUCGGGGCUGACACAAGGAACCGCCACGACAAUCACGCAGCUCUUUACGGCUCCCGUCGGGUUGGCCCAGUGGUUCGAGGCGACGCCUCGUGCACUUUCCUUCGGCAACAACUCGCUCCUAACCCCGGGGCUCAACACGUCCAAACCCUACCCGGUUAACUCAACCGGGACGGUCACGUUUCAAUCACUUCCUAUUCCGGGCACGCUACCCCAGCGGUAUUGGUUCGUCUUUUCGCCGCCAGCUAGCAGCACAACCGGGGGCCUGAUAUACUAUCCGGGAGCUGCCGUCGAUAGCCGGGCUUACUUCCCCAUCGCGUUUGACAUUGCCGCUCGCGGCUGGCUGGUCGUGGUUGUGCAACAAACCGCGCGCGCCAGCCCUUUCUUUCCAAAUGACGCAAGCACGGUCCUCGCCUCCAACGACACAGCGUUCGCCCACGUGUCAAACUCCAAGUGGGCGAUCGGCGGGCACUCGGCCGGGGGCUCAGGCGCAUCUGCGUUCGCGUUAGCAAACCCUGACAGGGUUAUCGCGUUGGUGUUGCAUUCGAGCCGGUUGACCGCGAAUGCGUCCUCGUCUGGACUGCCGAUCGUUAACGUUAUCGGAACGAUUUGA
This is a messenger RNA of Klebsormidium nitens, 1395 nucleotides long. The record is from the annotation of a GenBank genome assembly. Lineage: Eukaryota; Viridiplantae; Streptophyta; Klebsormidiophyceae; Klebsormidiales; Klebsormidiaceae.